Rhagoletis zephyria (snowberry fruit fly) is the source of this 1839-nucleotide messenger RNA. Lineage: Eukaryota; Metazoa; Arthropoda; Insecta; Diptera; Tephritidae. The record is from RefSeq and is a predicted model, not a curated record.
AUGCCUUCCGACCAGAAGAAACUUCGCGAUGCGAAGAAGAAGGCGAUGGCCAAGACGAAGCACCAAACCAAUGGCUUUUCCACGCCGAAGACCAACGGUGGCACCAACGGCCUGAACAAGACCGACGAGGAGGAGCUGGUGGCGAAGCUGGAGCGCGACAUGCAGCUGAACGCCGAGGCUCGCUCCUGCACCGGUGUGCUGGGCAUUCACCCCCGCUCGAGGGACAUCAAGAUCGAGGGCUUCUCCAUCACCUUCCACGGCGCGGAGAUUCUCACCGACACCAAGCUGGAGCUCAACUGCGGUCGUCGCUACGGGCUGAUCGGUCCGAACGGUAGCGGAAAGUCUACGCUGCUCUCCGCACUCGGCCGUCGAGAGGUUCCGGUUCAGGACCACAUCGACAUCUACCACCUGACCCGAGAGUGUCCGCCCUCGGAGAAGACCGCCCUGGAGGCGGUGCUGGACGUCGAUCAGGAGCGCGUCCGCCUGGAGGCGCAGGCGGAGGAGCUGGCGCAGUACCAGGACGACGCCAGUCAGGAGCAGCUGAUGGACAUCUACGAGCGCCUGGACGAGCUGGAGGCGGACAAGGCGACGGCCAAGGCCAGCUUCAUCCUCAAGGGCCUCGGCUUCACCAAGGCCAUGCAGGCGAAGAAGUGCAUGGACUUUAGCGGUGGCUGGCGGAUGCGCAUCGCCCUUGCUCGGGCGCUUUUCGUUAAGCCCCAUCUGCUGCUGCUCGAUGAGCCCACUAAUCACCUCGACCUCGACUCGACGGUGUGGCUAGAGGAGGAGCUGAAGAACUACAAGCGCAUCCUGGUGAUCAUCAGCCACUCGCAGGACUUCAUGAACGGCGUCUGCACGAACAUCAUCAACCUGGACAAGAAGAAGCUGAAUCUGUACACGGGCAACUACGACGCCUUCAUCAAGACGCGGGACGAGCUGCAGGAGAACCAGAUGAAGCGCUACAACUGGGAACAGGCGCAGAUUGCCCACAUGAAGGAUUACAUUGCCCGCUUCGGUCACGGCUCUGCGAAGCUCGCCAGACAGGCGCAGAGCAAGGAGAAGACGCUGGGCAAGAUGGUGGCCGCCGGCCUGACGGAGAAGGUCGCCGCGGAGAAGAACGUCUCCUUCUACUUUCCCUCCUGCGGCUCCAUUCCGCCGCCGGUGAUCAUGGUGCAGGACGUCAGCUUCCGCUACAACGACAAGACCCCCUACAUCUACAAGAACCUCGAGUUUGGCAUUGACCUCGACACGCGGCUGGCCCUCGUCGGGCCAAACGGCGCCGGCAAGUCGACGCUGCUGAAGCUGAUCUGCAACGAGCUGAUCCCCACGGACGGCCUGGUUCGGGUGCACUCGCACCUGAAGAUUGCCCGCUACCACCAGCACCUGCACGAGCAGCUGGAGCUGGACAUCAGCGCGCUGGAGUACAUGCUCAAGUGCUUCCCCGACGUGAAGGAGAAGGAGGAGAUGCGGAAGAUCAUCGGCCGGUACGGGCUGACCGGUCGCCAGCAGGUCUGUCCCAUUCGACAGCUCAGUGACGGGCAGCGCUGUCGGGUAGUCUUUGCCUGGCUCGCCUGGCAGGUGCCCCACCUCCUGCUGCUUGAUGAGCCCACCAAUCAUCUUGACAUGGAGACGAUUGACGCUCUGGCCGAUGCGAUCAACGACUUUGAGGGUGGGCUGGUCCUGGUCAGUCACGACUUUAGGCUGAUUAGUCAGGUCGCCCAGGAGAUUUGGGUCUGCGAGAAUGGCACCGUCACCAAGUGGGAGGGCAGCAUUCUCACCUACAAGGAGCACCUUCGUGAAAAGGUUCUCAAGGAAAACCGAAAAGCGCUGAAGGACCUUUGA